AUGGAAUGUUCUUUAAACAUUAUUUAAAAUUGACUCUUUGCUUGUGUUAAUUUGGCUUGAUCUUAAUUGAGCGUGUGGUAGUUUCCUCUUCUCCUUGAACAUGUCCCUUGCUUGCAUGUUCUAGAGCUUCAAAUUGAGUAAUGGCAGCAACAGCAAGUGAUUCACGUUUGGAAGCAGCCCAGAAAGCCAUAAACUCAAUUGGGUUGGGUUUUGACAUAACACAAGAUAUAUGUUUUGACAACUGUAAGAAGGGUCCAAGGUUGAUAUUUGUCAAUGAAGAACAGUGCCGUAAUCUUCAUAUUCCUGGAGGGGUUUCAAUUGCAAAUGUCCCUAACUCUAUCAAAUGUGUCCCAGGGGAAUCAAUUAGAGUCCAUUCAGAAGUUCUCAACUUGGAACAGAUGUUGAUGCACUUCAACCAGCCAAUGCGCCUUGCAGGACAGAUUGCCACUGGUCAUUUCUGUGCUUCAUUUGGGUUAUCUGGUCGACCUAUAAAAGAUUUUUAUUCUAUAAAGUCUCUUGCUUAUGAUGGGUGGUUCAAUAAACGCUAUGCCAUUGAAUUAGAGAAGUAUCAUGGUGAACUCCUUGAUCAUGUCAAAAAAGCAGUGCCACCAUUGUGGGACCCUAAGGCCUUGGAAAGGUUUAUACAAUGUUUUGGAACUCAUGUCAUAGUUGGGGUGAGCAUGGGAGGAAAGGAUGUUUUAUACGUCAGACAAGAGAAACCAUCAGAUCUUGAUCCAACUUCUAUUCAGAAACUUUUGAAAGAUACAGCUAGCAUGAAGUUCGAGGAUUCCGCAGAAAAUCAUUGCCUGGCUUCUGAAGAUUUAAGUAACCAAAAGAAUCUUUUUGUGAUACAUUGUAGGAGGGGUGGAAGCAUUCAAAAGGUGUAUCAUAGUGAAUGGUUGGAAACUAUUGACUCGGAACCUGAUGUAAUAUCAAUGGUUCUUCUUCCCCUGACAUCCCUUUUGAGUAGGAUCCGCGGAAGUGGAUUUGUGAGCUAUGCCAUAAGUCUCUAUCUCCGUUACAAACCUCCAAUCGAAGACCUUCAUCAGUUUUUGGAGUUUCAGCUACGGAGACUAUGGGCACCAGUGCCUAGUGAGACGGAUCUUGGUUUUCAUCGAAAACAUCAAGCGGAAACCUGGAUACGAUUUAGUAUUUUCGGUCCCAAGCUUUACAUAAAUAAAACUCCAGUAGAUGUAGGUAGUAGACCAGUAGUUGGGCUUAGAUUACGAUUGGAAGGGUGGAGCAGUAACUGGUUGGCCAUUCACCUGCAGCAUCUGGAGUCCCUACCCAUGUCUUUAUCACUUUCUGACAACACAAAUACUUACUUGUCUUGUUGUGACUCAUCUAGCUGCAACUUGCAUGAGAAAGUGAAAUGGAACUCCCUUUCAUAUGUUUGUACCGCUCCUGUAGAAUCGGAUGAUAGUGUUUCCAUUGUGACAGGAGCUCAGUUACAUGUUGAAAACAAGUGUCUCAUUUUAAUGCUGCGUUUCUCUGAAGUCAUUGGUGCCACUCUGCUGAAGGAACCUGAGUGGAGUCGAUCCUCUGGUUUCGACCAGUUCCUCAUGUCUGGGGUCACCAAGGAAGAAAUUCAGCAGCAAGGAAUUGGUUGCCUUUCUUCACUGAUUCAAGGAAUUAUUUCCAAAGAGGAACAAAGGGGUCGUCCAAAGCCAGGUGAUAAGACUAUUGGUUCUAGUCCAUAUUCUGCUGGAUUCCCUUCACCAGUGCACACACCUAAGCUUCAAAGGUUUGUUGACACAAAAGAGAUUCAGAGAGGACCAGAAGAUACUCCCGGAUAUUGGGUUGUAUCUGGAGCAAAGCUUUCUGCUCAGCAUGGCAAAAUAUGUCUCCUUGUUAAGUAUUCACUGUUUUCAAUUAAUAUGCAAGGUGAAGCAGGGGCUUCAUAGAUCACUUCACCUUCCUUUAAACUUUGAAGUCAAGGGUGCCUCGCUGUUGCAUAGUUAGCUGCUAUUGGUCAUGCUACGCGACAUAUUUGUUGUUUUUCAUUUUAUUGAUACCUUUUCACGUUAAAUUCUUCGUGUGUGUGUGCGCGGGAGGUUUUUAUUCAUACCCUUUGACAUUAGACUCUUCCUGUGUUGUGUGCAACUAUCAAUUAUGUGCAACUAUCUUACUGCCCACAAAAGGACUUGAAUGAGAUACAACGCAUCACUUUAGCACAUAAUUAUUUCAGAAAAAAAAAAAAAAAAAAAAAAAA
Messenger RNA from Cajanus cajan (pigeon pea), 2212 nucleotides. Its product is annotated as MACPF domain-containing protein At4g24290. The record is from RefSeq and is a predicted model, not a curated record. Gene Ontology annotation, biological process: plant-type hypersensitive response; regulation of salicylic acid mediated signaling pathway. Lineage: Eukaryota; Viridiplantae; Streptophyta; Magnoliopsida; Fabales; Fabaceae. Gene Ontology annotation, cellular component: plasma membrane.